GGCUAAACCAACAGCUUUCCCAUGGUCUUAUAAACUUCCGAGCAUCUUUGAUUGAUAGUAUUGCCAACUAAAGAAAACGCCAUUUCCUUAUCCUCCCCCAGAUAACUAUCUCCCCGUUCUUCCCCCUUCCAAAUAUAGUGUAUAUAUAUACCUCCUCCGGUCGUUACUAGAGCCCCAGUUCUUGUCGAUCUUCAGUGCAGAUGUUGCUCGUAGUCACCGACAUGAAGAAAGAAGCACUCAACUCCACCAUCUCAACAACGCAUCAAAGCGGUAAGAAGCCUCCACUCUUCUGUAAAUUCUUCUCCAUGCUGUCGCCAAAGAAUGAGAAGAAUGCCAAGGUCUCGAGCCCGAGUCAUCAUGCCGUCCCGUCGACAAUAUUCACAGUCAGUAAAUCCGGCGAGCUCGAGCGAGUCUUCCGAUACUUCGACGAGAAUGGAGACGGCAAGAUCUCGCCGGCCGAGCUGCAGAAUUGCUUGCGGGCGGCCGGCGAGGAGCUGUCGGCGGAGGAUGCCGAAGCUGUCGUGGAGUCCACGGACUCCGAUGGCGAUGGGUUGCUGGGGUUGGAGGAUUUUUUGAAGCUGGUGGACGCCGAGGAGGAGGAGGAGAAGGGGAGGAAUUUAAGGGAUGCAUUCAAGAUGUAUGAGAUGGAGGGCCAGGGAUGCAUCACGCCGAACAGCCUGAGAAGGAUGCUUAGAAGGCUCGGCGAGACGAGGAGCAUCGAUGAGUGCAGGGCGAUGAUUCGGCGGUUUGAUCUCAAUGGUGAUGGUGUGAUUAGCUUCGAUGAGUUCAAAGUCAUGAUGCUAUAGACAAGCUUUGUACAUAUUUAUUAAUGGGCAGAGAUGGUGAGUUUGAGAUUUGUAUAGCGAUUAUUUGUCUCAAUCAUUAAUCUUCCGGUGGAUGUUAUGGCCAUCGAGGAUGUAUGUUAAUUGAGCUCCAGAGAUAAAUAUGUAGUCACUGUUUCGUAUACUAAAUAUUUUUUAUUGUGUUUCGUGAA
Molecule: messenger RNA, 994 nt
Organism: Elaeis guineensis (African oil palm)
Lineage: Eukaryota; Viridiplantae; Streptophyta; Magnoliopsida; Arecales; Arecaceae
Product: calcium-binding protein CML38
Cellular component (GO): myosin II complex
Molecular function (GO): calcium ion binding
Source: RefSeq, a predicted model, not a curated record